Etheostoma spectabile (orangethroat darter) is the source of this 2267-nucleotide messenger RNA. Its product is annotated as zinc-binding protein A33. Bases 287 to 1885 code for a protein of 532 amino acids. The transcript has 7 exons. The record is from RefSeq and is a predicted model, not a curated record. Gene Ontology annotation, molecular function: zinc ion binding; protein binding. Lineage: Eukaryota; Metazoa; Chordata; Actinopteri; Perciformes; Percidae.
UGGCUAAAUUUCAAGUUUGAGAAGGAGUGUGUAAGCAGAUCUAGGUAACUAACUUCAGUGCCUCUCAUGCUCCUAUCACUCUCGCCUCUCAUGGAGCAUGAGUCAAGACUGACUGUAGGGCAACUGUGCAUACGAUACUGAUACCUAAGCACACAAAAACACUGCUCCUCCCCCCCUUUUAUGCCCUCCCAUGUUCCCCCUUUACAUCUGUUUCGUACAAACCCACUGAUUUAGUCGGACUCAAACAACACUGGUGCCAAAUCUGGAGACCACCAACGGCCCCUUCAUGAGCUGCCAGUCCUUCCUCCCCGUCUUCCUUCACCGAGCCGAGGCAGAAGGCCUCACCUCAACUCCGCGGUCAGUUGACUCUCCAGAGAGGUGUGAGGAACAUGAAGUGAGCCUGUCUAUGUUCUGUUUGGAUGACCUGGAGCCUUUAUGUGAACAAUGUGCAGCUGUGAGCCACGCAGGACACAGGGUUUACCUCCUGACUGAGGCUGCAACUGACUGCAAGGAGGAGCUCAAGAUAUCACUAAAUGGACUGAAGAAGAAGAUGAUGUCCUUUGAGGAAGUCACACAGACCUGCCAACAUGCAUCCAGACAUAACCAGGCUGAGGCCAAACUCACAGAAGAGCACAUAAAAAAGGAUUUUGAGAGUCUUCACCAGUUUCUGAAAGAGGGGGAAGCAGCCAGGCUGCUUGCACUCAGGGAGGAAUGGGAGGAGAAGAAGAGAGAGGCAGAAGAAGCGAUAGACCGAAUGAAUCAGGUGAUAAAAUCUAUGGAAGAAAAGAUCCAACUGGUUGAAGAGGAGCUAGAUGCAGGUGGAGAUGGGGUUGGAUUUUUAGAGCACUACCAAGACACGAUGAGUAGCACAUGUCACAAGGAGCCACAAGUUUGCACACGUCUAAUAGAUGUAGCCAAACACCUGGGUAACCUCCAGUAUACCGAGUGGGAGAAGAUGAAACACAUCGCCCCGUACACUCCGGUGACCCUGGACCCCAGGACAGCUUGCCAGUCUCUGAGGGUGUCUCCUGGGUUAAACAGCGUCCAUAUUACCCCUGGACCCUCACAGGUGCUGGAACAGAGUCUGGAUCUUGCUGUCCCUGUCCCAGCUAUCCCAGAACGUUUCCACCCUGGGUCCCGCAUCCUUGCGAGAGAGGGUUUUGAAUCAGGACUGCACUGUUGGGAUAUCGAGGUUGGUUCCACCAACAAUUGGACAAUCGGUGUGGCUGCUCAGUCAGUGUCCAGAAAGGCAGAGUUUGAGGUCUGUCCAGAGGCAGGACUCUGGUGCAUCAGCCUGCGAGAAGGCGAGUACCAAGCCCUGACCGCUCCCGCUCAGACACUAAACUCACACCAGCUCAGCAGGGUCCGUGUGAGGCUGGACUGGGAUGAAGGGACCCUUGAUUUCAUGAACGCUGAUUCUGAAACACAUCUUUUCACGUUUAAACAUUGCUUUACCGAAAAGAUGUACCCAUUCUUUGAGAGCACUACGUCGUGUGGGGGCUUUGCUGUGUUGGCAAAGAGAGUGAACAUCAGCGUGGAGGCAGAUUAUGUACCCGUGGAGGACCCCGCUAUCACUGAGGAGGAUCAAGUAAUGAAAAGUGAAUCUUGCACUGAGGGAGAUAUUAAUGCUUCGUCAGCCAAAACCAACAGCAAGAUAUCAGACUGCGGACGUCUGACAGAAGACCAAAAAAUGCCGAUUUGUUCUAUAAGAGAGGAGGAGAAAACAAUACCUCAGAGAUGCACCACGAAGGACGAGCUCAUUAAAACAAAAUCCGCUGAAAAGGAAACGACAAAAGACAACAAAACUGCUGCCAAAAAACAGAACAGGAAGCCAAGGCUCAAUGUGACCUACCAUGUUUCACUGAACAGAGCUCAUCAACAAUGAACGUGAAUAUGACAAACAAAUCAUAAUGUUGUGUUUAGUCCUAUGAGCAAAUACUUGGCACACUAACACACUGAACUCAGAUGGGGAACAUGGUGACGUUUAGCUUAAAGCACUGAAAACGUAGCCUACAGCCGUUAGAGAUUUGUUGUGUGCUUAUCAGUAUUUAAAUCCUCUGGAAUUGUAUUAUAUCCCAACAACAAAGGCUAAUAACGUUAGUUUUACUUGAAAUUGAAAGCUGAGUUUCAGCUCCAUUUGUUCUGUUUUGUUUCUUUUCUUUAGAUGUUGUAUGUAAAACUCUUCAUAUUGUCUUUUGUUCAAAUUCAAUGCAAGAAAAAGAUGAAUUCAAUUCGUUAAAUAAUAUAAAUUUUAUUUCAUUGCAAAA